Molecule: messenger RNA, 1474 nt
Organism: Arabidopsis lyrata subsp. lyrata
Lineage: Eukaryota; Viridiplantae; Streptophyta; Magnoliopsida; Brassicales; Brassicaceae
Product: protein PARTING DANCERS
Exons: 9
Coding region: 483-1235 (250 amino acids)
Biological process (GO): resolution of meiotic recombination intermediates
Source: RefSeq, a predicted model, not a curated record
AGUCAAAGUCGAAAUACUGGUAACAAAGAAUACAUAUAAGAGAAGUAAAAAAUCUAGCCGCAAAGAGGAAAACAGAGAGAAUUUGGAUCAUACAUACUCCGUUUCUUUUGAGUUCUUCCUCUGGAUCGUAGUCGGACGAAGAAUCGCUGGAUGUGUCUUCUUCCUCUUUUUCUUCGACCUGAAGCUUCUUACCCUUCGAAUCAGAGUGCUCUCAGAUACACAAGUAAUCGCGGGAGACAUUAUACCCUAAAUGUUCUAUCCUUUUUAUCUCCAAUUUUCAAAACCACGCAUUAUACAGUACAUUGAAUUCAGAACCGGCUCAUGAACCGGUUUAUGAGAACCAAAGUCAGAGCGAUGUGGGACAGAAACAACCGGGAUUUCAUUAUUUCCUUAAUUAAUUAAUUAAAUUUAUAUUCAAAUUUUGAUAAUUUUUCGCCAUCCGCCAAUAUUUUCGAAUUUCAAAAACUCUCGGAGGUUCGUCGAUGGCGACGGCGGGAUCAAGCUACAGUGUCUCAACAGAUCAUCAAGUUCCGUCAUCUCUCGUGAAUCUAGGAAAUGGUGCUGGUGUUUGUAUAAUGAGCAAUGCAUGGAAAGAUGAACAAGAACCUUCACUUAUCAGUUUCAUUUCUGCCUUUCUUACCGCAAACUCUUUCCGGCUAAACUUUGUCUCAAUCCCCCCGGAUCUGAUCUUCAAUUGUGGAGGUGUUUCUAUUGCUUUUGUUUUUGUUACUAAAUGGGAUUGUUCCACUGUUGCUUCCAUCUUCAGCAGAGUAAAGAGGCUGAAAGGGCAAUUUGCGCAACUUUAUGUUGUUGUCACACUUUCAACUAAAGCGCAGAGUGAUUCUUUCAUGCGAUCUUACUUCCAAUAUGAGAUGGAGUUUGGGAAACCUGCGUUUGUACAAGUCAUUGAUGCUGAGAUGGGAUUUGAGAAGAUUGUUAAGAUUGCUCACUCUCGUGGAGUGUGCAAGCAACAGAAGGUGGCAUCUAAGCUCAAGGUUGAGAGAAAGCGAACUGUGCAGGAUACAAACAUCUUCAUCAGAUUUGUCACAUCCAUACCCAACAUUAACAAACAUGAUGCAAACACGCUAUACCAAGCUAUUGGUUCAAUCGAAGCAAUCGCUAAAGCAUCCAAAGAAGACAUUUUAGCAAACACAGAUCUCUCUUCUGAAAAGGCUGAGACACUCACCAGGUUCUUCCAAGAUCCUGAGUUCUACCUCAGUCCCAAAUUCAACUGAUGACUGCAGAACAGUUUUUCUAAAGGUAACACUCAAAGACUUUUCCUAGUCCUUUGCUAUGGCUACAAUACAUACACCUAUAGGAGCCAGUACCGGGUAAGUAAAAUGACUCACUUCUUUACCUUUUUGCUAGCUCUGUCUGACUAUCAGUACUUUUCUUACAUUCCUUCCUUAAAGGGUUUUGACUUUAGAUGAUGUUUACUAUUUGAACUUAAUCAAUAAAGAUCUGUACCAAAAAA